AUGCGCGUGGUUACUAUUGUAAUAUUGCUUUGCUUUUGCAAAGCUGCUGAGCUGCGCAAGGGAAGCCCUGGCAGUGUAAGAAGUCGAACAAAUCAUGGCCGGGCAGGUGGGAGCCGGAGAAGCUCCAACCCAGUAAAGCGCUACGCACCAGGUCUCCCCUGUGAUGUGUACACAUAUCUCCAUGAGAAAUAUUUAGACUGUCAAGAAAGAAAAUUAGUUUAUGUGCUACCUACCUGGCCUCAAGAUUUGCUGCACAUGCUUUUAGCAAGAAACAAGAUCCGCAUAUUGAAAAACAACAUGUUUUCCAAAUUUAAAAACCUGAAAAGCCUGGACCUGCAACAGAAUGAGAUCUCCAAAAUUGAGAGUGAAGCCUUCUUUGGCUUAAACAAACUUACCACCCUUUUACUACAGCACAACAAGAUCAAAGUCUUGAAAGAGGAGGUGUUCAUAUAUAUGCCUCUCCUGAGCUACCUGCGACUCUAUGACAACCCCUGGCACUGUACUUGUGAGUUAGAAACCCUCAUUUCAAUGUUGCAGAUUCCAAAGAACCGAAAUUUGGGAAACUAUGCCAAGUGCGCAAGCCCACAUGAACUAAAAAAUAAAAAAUUGCUGCAGCUAAAAUCUGAACAGUUGUGUAAUGAAGAAGAAAAGGAGCAAUUGGACCCAAAACCCCAAGUAUCAGGGAGACCCCCAGUCAUCAGGCCUGAGGCAGACUCAACUCUGUGCUACAAUUAUGUGUUUCCCAUACAAACGCUGGACUGCAAAAGGAAAGAGUUGAAGAAAAUUCCAACCAACAUCCCUCCAGAUAUUGUUAAACUUGACUUAUCAUACAAUAAAAUCAACCAACUUCGACCCAAGGAAUUUGAAGAUGUUCAUGAGCUUAAGAAAUUGAACCUCAGCAGUAACACCAUUGAAUUCAUAGACCCUGCUGCUUUUUUAGGGCUCACACAUUUAGAAGAGCUGGAUUUAUCAAAUAACAGGCUGCAAAACUUUGACUAUGGAGUAUUAGAAGACUUGUAUUUUUUGAAACUCUUAUGGCUUAGAGAUAAUCCUUGGAGAUGUGACUACAACAUCCACUACCUCUACUAUUGGUUAAUACACCACUACAAUGUCCAUUAUAAUGGCCUGGAAUGCAAAACACCAGAAGAAUACAAAGGAUGGUCUGUGGGAAAAUAUGUCCGGAGUUACUAUGAAGAAUGCCCCAAAGACAAGUUACCAGCAUACCCUGAGACAUUUGACCAGGAUACAGAAGAUGACGAAUGGGAAAAAAUACACAAGGAUCAUACAACAAAGAAACAAGGUGUAAGAAUCACUAUAGUGGGAUAA
Messenger RNA from Marmota flaviventris (yellow-bellied marmot), 1326 nucleotides. It is a transcript of the gene Lrrc17, whose product is annotated as leucine rich repeat containing 17. The record is from RefSeq and is a predicted model, not a curated record. Lineage: Eukaryota; Metazoa; Chordata; Mammalia; Rodentia; Sciuridae. Gene Ontology annotation, molecular function: protein binding. Gene Ontology annotation, cellular component: plasma membrane.